Molecule: messenger RNA, 7040 nt
Organism: Oncorhynchus mykiss (rainbow trout)
Lineage: Eukaryota; Metazoa; Chordata; Actinopteri; Salmoniformes; Salmonidae
Gene: pcdh15b
Product: protocadherin-related 15b
Biological process (GO): cell migration; sensory perception of sound; multicellular organism development
Cellular component (GO): stereocilium; catenin complex; plasma membrane
Molecular function (GO): calcium ion binding; beta-catenin binding; cadherin binding
Source: RefSeq, a predicted model, not a curated record
GGGUGGCGCUGGAGUUCAAGGAAAUUAUUUAGUGGCAAGAUAUCCUUUGGGUCUCUCUCUCUCUCUCCCAUACCGGCGCAUUUAGUACUAGCUCCGUCUUUCGGUCAACUGUCAGGAAUAGAGAACAACAUCAAGUAUCAUUCACCUCUUUUCUGUCUCCAUGAGGACUGAAACCUUCGGUGUAAAAGCAGAGAAGGCGGUCACUGCUCGCUGGUAGACGCAGAGGGAAAACUUUGCAAGUGCUCUGGAGGAAGCGAGAUUCGCCCAGUGCGGUGGACGGGCGUUGAUCUCGUCUCCCGGCACAGCAUCUUAAGAAAUUGUCGGAGCGUCAAAAGUGUAGGAAUAUCAAUCCAUUCAUGCUUUCCCUAAUUUUGCCCGAGUCCGUCACAGGCGUUGCUUGGUUUACGGAGGAAACUUAUAUUCUAUUUUGAAAGCGCUGUAGGAAGGUGCUGGCAUUGUGCCCAAGAGGAAAGACAUGUUUUUUGAUCAAGAAGAAACAACCUAGGUGGGCACGCAGUAACGCUUGACGAAAAUGCAAAUGAGGUCAUGGCACUUCAAAUGGUUAGGAAUAUGGAUAGGACUUCUGCUGUUAGCCACGUGUUGCCUGUCACAAGACACAGAUGACUGGCAGUAUGAUGAAUGCAAACUCUCCAGGACUGGACCACCUGCCACAAUUGUUGCCAUAGAUGAAGAGAGCCCAAAUGGAACGCUUUUGGUUGAGAAUAUGCAAAUCCAAGGCCGAGCAGAAGACCCAGGUAGAACCAUCUCUCUCUCCCUCCGAGACAACUACAACCACUGGGUAAUACUGGACCCCGUCAGACAGAGGCUCUACCUGAACAGCACCGGCAGGGCCCUCGACCGAGAUCCCCCCUCCUACAUCCAUUCCAUCGUGGUCCAGGUCCAGUGCACCAACGAGCUGGUCGGGAGCAUCAUUCGACACGAGGUGCGCAUCGUUGUGAGGGAUCGCAAUGACAACGCGCCCCAGUUCCAGAAGCCUCGCUACUAUGUCGCCAUAAACGAGUUGACCCCAGUUGGCACCACCAUCUUCUCCGGCUUCACUGGGAAUAAUGGAGCUCUGGACAUUGAUGACGGCCCAAACGGACAGAUCGAAUACAUCAUCCAGUACAACCCAACUGACCCGAUGGCCAACAGGACGUUUGACAUCCCUCUCACCCUUUCUGGCUCGAUGGUCCUGAGGGAGAGGCUCAACUACGAGGAGAUCACCCGCUACCUGGUCAUCAUCCAGGCUAAUGACCGUGCCCCGUACCCCAACGAACGACGCACCGCCACCACCACCCUGACCGUAGACGUGUUGGAUGGGGAUGACCUGGGGCCUAUGUUCCUGCCCUGCUCCCUGGUCGACAACACGCGUGACUGCAGCCCCCUCACCUACCGGGCCCACAUCCUGGAGCUCACUGACCCAAGCAAAGUGAACCCUGUCAACGUGACGCCCAUCAUUCAGGCCGUGGACCAGGACAGGAACAUCCAGCCUCCCUCUGAGAGGCCAGGAAUACUCUACUCCAUCCUCAUUGGUAAGCCUGAGAAGUACGCCGACUUCUUCUCUCUCAACCGAACCACUGCCAAGCUGAUGCUCCUCAAACCACUCAACAGGGACCUGUAUCAAAGAUUUGACUUGGUAAUCAAGGCAGAGCAGGACAACGGCCACCCCCUGCCUGCGUUUGCUAACCUCCAGAUCGAGGUUCUGGAUGAGAACAACCAGGCACCAUACUUUCAAGACACCACAUACCAGGGCUUCAUCAUCGAGUCAGCGCCAGUGGGCACCACAUUGUUCGCUGACGUCAGCCUCACCACCCCCCUGGGCAUCAAGGUUCUGGACAACGACAUUGAGGAGAUGAAAGAUCCCAUGGUGCAGAUAUCCUUGGACAACUACAACACAAUCUUCAUGUUGACACCUUCGGGGAUUACUCGCUACCUGACACUGCUGAAGCCCAUGGACCGUGAAGAGCAGGACAGCUACACGUUCACGAUGAUGGCUUCAGACGGAGUUCAGGAGAGCCCUACAGUGACCGUUCAUAUCACAGUGAUUGAUGCCAACGACAACACACCAACCUUCCUCAACUCCUCCUACAAUGUUAAUGUUUACACAGACAUUCAGCCAGGGGAAACAGUAUUACAGCUGACGGCCCUGGAUGCUGACGAGGGCCCCAACGGGCUGGUGACCUACAAGAUCCUGGCGGGGAAUCAAGGCCACUUCGCCAUCAAUAACCGCUCGGGAGUGAUCACUGUGAUGCCUGGCAUCUCCCUGGCCGUGGGACGCUCCUAUGCCCUGACCGUGAAGGCCAUGGAUAACGGCCCAGAGUCCCAGAGGAGGAGCUCCAUCACCACCGUGUACAUUGAGGUGCUCCCACCCAACAACCAGAGCCCCCCACGCUUUCCCCGCUUCCUCUACAGCCUGGAGGUCAGCGAGGCCAUGAGGACCGGCGCCACUCUCCUCCACCUGCAGGCGAAGGACCGUGAAAGAGAUCCUAUUACCUAUAGCAUCCAGAGCGGAGAUUCCCACCACCUCUUCGAGCUCUCCCGAACGUCAGGGCUUUUGGUCCUGGGCAAACCGCUGGACAGGGAGACAGAGGAUCGCUACACUCUCGUUGUAACAGCCUCAGAUGGCCAUCCGGAAGGGACCUCCACGGCUACUGUGAAUGUUGUGGUCACUGAUGUCAACGACAAUGACCCCGUCUUCGAUCCACUCGUGCCCCAAAACGUAACAGUUACAGAGGAGGAGGCCAACUCUUUUGUGGGCCAAGUAAAGGCCACAGAUCCAGACGUGGGGGUUAAUGGCCAGGUGCGCUACCGACUAGUCAACCACGCCGACCUCUUCAGGGUCAACUCCAAUGGCACCAUCUACACCGCCGUGCCUCUGGACCGAGAGGUCAGGGGUCAGUAUGACCUCAUUGUGGAGGCGGAGGACGGAGCGGUGGAGGACCCCAGGAGGACCACGCUGACUCUGUCGGUGACUGUGCUGGAUGUGGAUGAUAACAGUCCGGUGUUCUCACAACCAUCCUAUACGGUCAAUCUACCGGAGAAUAGUCCUAAGAACACAGUCAUCCUGCAGCUUACUGCCAAAGACUCUGACCUGGACUCCAAUGUCACCUUCCGUAUACGGACCCCGGAGGCCAGGCAAUUGUUUGCUGUCAACCCAGUGACUGGAGAGCUCUCUGUGCUGCAGACGCUGGACUUUGAGACCCUGGCAGCCACGGACCACACCUUUGUGGUGGAAGCCCUGAACAGUGGAGGGAGCAUGCCCCCAGGCCUGGCCACUGUCACUGUAAAGAUAACGGAUAUGAAUGACUACUCUCCAGUGUUCAGCCAGGUGUUGUACAGGGGCAUGGUGGCUCCCAACGCAGUCAAGGGGACUGUGGUCACCACGGUACAUGCAGAGGACCUAGACCCCCCUGGUACCCCUGCCAGCCGUGUGCGUUACAGACUGGACCUCGAUGAGGACCCUUACAGCGGCAGCAUCUUUGACGUGAACGAAGUCACAGGCAGCGUCAUCACACGUGUCAACCUCAAUGAAGAGCCCAAUCUAGUGUUUAGUCUAAUCAUUGUUGCCUAUGACGACGGGGAGCCAGUGAAAGUCAACAAGACCCUGGUGGUUAUCACUGUCCUGCAGCCCUCCGUCAUACCAGUCUUCACCCAGGAGGAAUACAGGUUUCCCCCGGUGAGUGAGAUGGCUACGGUGGGGAAGGUGGUCGGGGUCAUCCUGGCUGCUGCUAUCAAUCAAACAAUCAUUUACUCUAUAGUGGAGGGCAAUGAGGAAGGCGUAUUUAGGCUCAACAACAGCACCGGGGUGUUCUCUACGGCCAAGCAGCUGGACUACGAGACCAAUGCCAGCUACAUCCUCAAAGUGGAGGCUGACUCCAUGGAAGUGGUUGGUUCCAAUCUCAGAGCGCCCUCCAAGACGAACACAGCGAGGGUGUUCAUUGAUGUUUGGGAUGAGAAUGAUCACCCUCCUGUCUUUACCAAACCCUUGUACCUGGGAGGAGUGGCAGAGGACGCCAAAACAUUCACUUCUGUACUACAAGUUCAGGCCCUGGACAAGGACACAGGGAAUUACAGCUCCAUGCAAUACAGGAUUAUUAUCCCCCCCACCACCGACGGCAAGGACGGCUUUGUCAUCGAGCCCUACACCGGCGUCAUCAAGACUGCCAUUAUGUACAGGAACAUGCGACGGUCCUACUUCAAGUUUGAAGUGGUCGCCACUGACAAUUACGGCGAGGGGGGGCUGAGCAGCAAGGCAGAGGUGGUGGUAUCUGUGGUGAAUCUGCUGGAUAUGCAGGUGGUGGUCUCCAACGUUGCUCCUACAGUGGUGGAACAGAACAAGGACAAGCUCCUCGGGAUCUUGGAGCGCUAUGUGCAGGACCAGAUUCCCGGGGCCAAAGUGGUGGUGGAGUCCAUCGGGCCACAGCGGUUCGGCGACGGCUUCGAGCAGGAGGACUACUCCAAGUCGGACCUGAUGGUUUACGCCAUCGACCCUCUGACCAACCGGGCCAUCUCACGCCAGGAGCUAUUCAAGUUUCUGGACGGGAAGCUGCUGGACAUCAACAAGGAGUUCCAGCCGUACCUGGGCCGAGGCGGGAGGAUCCUAGAGAUCCGCACACCGGAUGUGGUGACCAGUGUGAAGAAGGCCGUGCAGACCGUGGGCUACACAGAGGGGGCGCUGCUCGCCCUAGCCAUCAUCAUCAUCCUCUGCUGCAUCCCUGCCAUUCUCAUCGUCAUCAUCACCUACAGACAAUUCAAAGAGAGACAAGCGGAGUGUGCUAAAACUGCCCGGAUCCAAAUGGCCCUCCCUACAGGCAAAUCAGUGGGCGCCGCCACCAACAACCUUUACGAAGAGCUUGGGGACAGUGCCAUGCGUGGGUACGGACAUCAUGAGCAACAACAGUUGCUUAGGCCCUCUCUUCUGAGACCAGAGGAGCUCUCCAUGGAGUCUGGCAUCGACCCAGGCCAGGACUAUUACACCCAGGAUUAUUAUAAUUAUGACCACGGGUAUGAACUGCCUCAGUAUGGCAGUCGCAGGAAGUUGAUAUCUCCGACAGGCCUGUAUGAUGAGUACGGAGAAGUGAUCGUGGACGACGAUGGGAGCUAUUACUACAGCCCGCAGGAGUCGGAGGGAGAGGUGGCCAUGCGGGGUGGGAGGAGGCCCCCUAUGCAAGGCAAAGGACCCCUUCACGGCCCACCCAGUGGCCCCCCCAGACAUGCCUUUAGAGACCAGCAGCCCCCCUAUUCUAGAACAGAGCAGGACCGGCCACCGCCAGAAGAGGGCACUGCUGCAUCAGACUCCAAGCCCCACCAGUCCUCCACGGUCAUUCAGAAACUAAAGGCAGUCAUGAAACUCUGCAAGUUCCCUGUCUCGGUUAGCAAGGAACCUGGUAACCCCCCCUCGCUCCACCCCCCAUGGAACAAAGCCAGGAUAUUCCCCAUGAAGUUCUCCUCCAAGGAUCGGAGGGACAGAGGAGAUGGUGGGGACUUCCUGACACUAACUAAGGCCUGCCGCUCCGACAGUAUUUCGAUCAGGGACAGUGGCAUGGUCAUAGAUGGGAGCUACUUCCAGGUUUCGGAUGAAGCCAAGCCCUCGGUCAAACAGCAGUUGGGGAAAGCGCUGAGCCGUAUAAACAUCUCCAGCAGGCUUCAAGUGCGGAGGAUAUCCCCUAUUGAAAUCCUCAGUGUGAGCUCUCUAGCUGAGCAGAGGAUGUCUGGGUCUGGGUCCCAAAGCUCCAAUGACACUAAGAGGGAGGAGAGGAGGAGGUGGCAGGCCUCCCUGGCUUGGGACAUUAGUGAGCAAGAGGAGGGCAGCAGCUCUGAGGCAGAAACCAUUAGUAAAGAGGCCUACUCCGACAGGAGUAGUAGGAGCAGUGCUGCUUCAUCCUCCACACUGGGUACCGCGGGCUACCCUGGAGGAGACUUAGGUGGAGAGGAUGACCAGGGGAGGGCUGUAGAUUCAGACGAGGAGCAGGAGGAGUGCCAGGGAGAUUCUGAGGAGGAGGAAAGGAUGUCAGAGCGAGACUCAGAUGGGGACUCAGACACAGAGAAGGAUUUGGAGACAGAGGAGGAGUCCCAGACAGAGAGAGACUCAGACACAGAGAAAGAGACAGAUUCGGGAUCAGAGACUGAGGACAACAAGAGGAGUGUGACAUCUGCAGAAACUGAGGACACAGCACCAGGGACUCAGAAGUCCUCACCCAGGCCACCAUCCAGUAGAAGAUCCUCUGUGGUCACCAGCCAGAGCAAUGACAGAGACCGUGGCGGUGGCACAGACAGGUCACAGAGCCGCAGUAGCAGAGCCAGUAGGAGAGCAUCCUCUGACAACAGUGGAAGUGUCUCUGACCCAAGCUCCAGGAGCUCUAGAUUUACCAGGACAAGAAGCGCUAGAUCCAGGUCCUCCUCCCACACUCUAGGGUCCGAGGACACCAUCGAUGAGGAGAGCGAGGAAGAGGAGGAGUCUUCGGGGGAGGAGGAAGUGGAGGCUGAGAGCGAAGAAUCACCAGAGGAGCAUAGUGAAGGGUCGUCGUCCAGGAAGUCCAGUGGGAGUCGGACAAUGGCCUCAACAGGAAAUGGACGAGGACCGACCGCCGUGUCCUACUCUACAGAGGUCAGCGGUGGCAUGAUGGACACCUCAGAUUACCAUUCCCCUAUCACCGAGGACGAGGAGGAGGAAGCCACGAUGAAGAGACCGUCCAGCGGCAUUUAUGGAAAAGGCUUGAAGCAGAGCACAGAGGAAGAGGAGGAGGAAGACGGGGAAUCUGAAGAUGACAACCCAGCUGAUUCCGAUGCUGAUGAAGCCGUAACAUCUUAAAGUGAAUUCCGAUCCCAUUAAUACGGGAGAAAGAAGCGGAUUAAGCUGGUGGUGGACAGGGAGUAUGAGACUAGUUCGACGGGGGAGGACAGCGCUCCGGAGCCCCAAAGAAACCGUCUGUCUAACCUGACCAACCACAGCAACAUCAAUGGCAGCGUGUACCUGGCGCAGAACGGCUCGGUCAUACGCACCCGCCGGUGUGUCCACUCAAACAACAUCAAGGUCAACU